UCGUUCACUCACGAGCCAACACUAGUCUCUUGGUGGGAGUCGCAAAGGGGGUUCGAAUAAAGAAAUGAAAAAGUAAACAAACCAAGUUCCGUCGCACGUUGAUGACGAAUACUGCGGGGAUUUCGUAACAUCAUGCGUCGAAGAAUGUAGUUGUAGUAAAAUCUCAUAGUGGUUAUUCGGCAGAUUUUGCAUGUCGAGCAUUACAUGGGUAGUUGCGUAAUUCUGUUAUUAACGCGCAUCAUAUUUUGAGCAUCUGAGCGUGUUACCUAUCUUAGCAUAGGAUUGUAGCUCAGUUGCAUUUCUCAAUAGUGUUGACAGACAGAUGUGUCAGAAGGGAGGCAGUUUUGCAAGGCACACAUUUGCCUCGCAUCAAGGUUGAACGUUGUCUCGAUACUGAGCGAGGUAACAACAGUUUCUUCAAGUAGAUCUCCGAAAGUCGAGGUGCUUGCGAGGCAUUCGCAAUAUGUUGAACAUUCCAACUCAGUCGUUCCCUGCGCCGAGUUCCCAGCAGCGGGUAGCUCGGCCCGGCCAGUCUGGGAGGAACAAGGUCGCCUUAAAACCAGGCCACAGUCUUAUGGACUGGAUCCGGUUCUCCAAAAGUGGAAAAGAUCUAACCGGGUUGAGGGGACGUCUGAUUGAAGUUACUCACGAAGAAUUGCAGAAACACAACACCAGGAAUGACUGCUGGACUUGUAUACGAGGUAUGGUAUAUAAUGUUACCUCUUAUAUGGACUACCACCCUGGAGGAGAAGAUGAGCUGAUGAAAGCAGCAGGCAUAGAUGGCACUGACCUUUUUGACCAGGUCCAUCGGUGGGUAAACUAUGAGUCCAUGUUGAAAGAGUGUCUGGUGGGCAGGAUGGCUAUGAAACCUACCACGGCAAUUAAAGCAAUGAUCCCACCACCACAAGCUGUCUUCACACCCUCUAACCAAGUGUCUCCUCUGCCUGUCAAAGACUCUCGACCUCGAUAUGACUGGUUCCAAACAGCAACAACAGUUCAUCUGGUUAUCUAUACCCAAAGAAAGAUCCCCAUUUCUGGGUGCACCGUUGUUGAUCUUGAGGAUGGCGUACUACGAGUAGAAGUACUGCUUGGGAAAAUGUCUUACAUGGUACAUUUACGUCUUUCAGAAAAUGUUGACGGAGACGUUGCUGUUCACACUGCCCUCUCCGUGGGAAAGAUCCAGGUGACCAUCCGCAAGCAGGCAGAAGGAAAAUGGUCAAGUUUUGGUCAGCCUCUGGAAUUCCACAAUACAGUUUUAAGCAAAAAAGACAGAGCCCCUUUCUUUCGGGAUUGUGUGUUGGUGUCGAAGACUGAGGUGAACCAUAACACGAAUGUGUUUCAAUUACAACUUCCACGUGGGACUGUCAUGCAUGUGCCUGUUGGCAAACACGUCUACCUCAAAUCCCUAAUUCAAGAUGCAGAGGUAGUGCGACCAUACACCCCAAUUGACCAGGUUCUUUCAAUUGGUCCCAAUACCUCCUCAGAAAAAACAGACCUCUACCUCAUGAUUAAGGUUUAUCCGGAUGGAGCACUGACUCAACAUCUCAACAGCUUACACGUAGGUGACCAUGUAUCUGUCAGCGGUCCAGAGGGUACCUUCAGUCUCCGCCCCCUUCGUGAUACCACAGUGCUUUACCUUUUAGCAGCAGGCACAGGCUUUACUCCAAUGUGUCGUCUCGUUCGAGUGGCCCUACAGGAGAUCAGCACUAUCAGGAAAAUCCAGUUGCUUUUUUUUAACCGACGAGAAGAGGACAUCCUGUGGCGAAGGGAACUGGAUGAGCUAACUGCUAAUGAUGAAAGAUUCCAGGUGGAGCACAUCCUCUCGGAGCCGUGUGAAAGUUGGACUGGCAAAAAAGGCCAUGUGGAUGACGCAAUAAUCAAGGAUGUUCUCGCAAGGCCAGAAGGGUCAAAGUGCUAUGUUUGUGUAUGUGGCCCCACUCUCUUCACAGAGCAGACAGUCAGGUUGCUGAAGCAGCAAGGCUUCAGUGAAGAGGAGAUCCACGCCUUCCAAGGCUGAUGUUCUCUGUUUCAAAGCUGCAAAGUACAUUCGAGUGGCAAUCAGACUUCAAGUCAACUCCUUGAAAGUAAAAGUCCAAACGGAGCUCCUGGAAUCGUCAAAUGAAAUUGAAAACCGCGAUUCAGUGCUAAAACUGCUGUGAUAUGAACUUUCACUGCCAGCUGCUUUCAGAGAAAUCAACUCCACUUUGUCAGCAAUUUUAGAGCAUUUUGACUGCCCUCCCUCCACAAGACCCAUAGAGUAUCGUUUUCUAUGAUCAUGAUGGGAAAAAGAAGUGCCAAAUUUCAUUCAUGAACCAGUUAAUUUUUUUUACUCCUCUAGAUGACACCCUCUUUUCAACAUUGGGCUGAAAGUACACCGACUUGCCAUUUCUUAAAUACCUUCAUUCAAGCCAAAAGUAUAAAAAUACCAAGAAAGUAACUUUGAGGCUUCAUUUUCCCAUCACUGAUAUACAUGUAAUUUACCAGAAGAAAGAAUGGACUGUCACCUGGAAGAAAUAGUUUCAUUCUUUCUUCUUUUGGUCAGGAAUAGACUUUGUUGGUUGACCUAAUAGACCUUAAACACACAGGGAGUUUGAUGGGUUUUUAUUUGUUGUUCUUUUCCUUUAGAGGCAACAGCUGACCAGUGGUUUGUUUCUGUAAAAUAUUCUCAGGGCAUUGACUUAUCACAACCGGACUGCUCUGUAUGCUGUAGAUGUUUCACCUUUCGUUCGAGUAAACUUCAUUGGUUCAUGCAUACAAUCUUGGCAACUGCACAAUGGACUGCACCGACCUAACUUGUAUAAUUGGGGGUCUGCGUCUAACUUGGAUAAAUAAGUUUUUCAAAGUGAAAUAGUGCUGCUCCUCAGAAAAAAAAAAGUAAGUUGGCUGUAACAAAUUUUGGUCCAACCAAUCAGAGGAUGGAGAAAUGCACAAGUCAUCCAAUGCAAAUUCUAGCAAAUUUGUGAAAUCAUAUUUGAAACUGAUCACAAUUUAAUUUUUUAGAAUUUAUCCUCACUAGGGUCACAUAUUUAUUACAGUAGUACUGUUACAAUAUGAUUCUGAAGACUCUGGGCAGAUUACAUUGACAUGGCAUAGUGUCACAGUCACAUACAGCACAAGAAACACACUGACUGAAUUGGAUAGACUGUUGGGAAUAAACAAUCAAACAAGUGUUAGAAUUUACAGUGCUUCUAAUGUUUAAGCAAGCAAAAAAGCCCUUACUGGUCCAGGCCACUCACUACUGUUGAAAAUCAUGUCCUUCCACUUAACAAUUACACUUGAGAUUUAAAGUAUUUUUAGCAUUCUAAUGUGAUAAAAUGUGAUCAUGUUGAAUGGGUAUGAAUUCUUGUAUAAUCCACAGUUUAUGUUACAUAAUGAAACGUGUGUCAAGUACAUGAAAAAGUUAAAGUAAAUGACGAAGACAUAAGAUACAAGUGAAUGCAAUUUGAACUAAGCAAGUACUGUAUGCAAGCGUAGCACUGGAUCCGUUGCAGUCAUGGAGAGUCUUAUGCUUGUUGACUUGAUUCUGAGGAAGAUAGACAUGUAACUGCUGUGGAAAAAAAUGCCAUGCUAUGUAACAGGCUGUACUGUCCCCCAUGUAAUUUAUUUUUAUAAAACUUGUUUAAAAAAUGA
Messenger RNA from Syngnathus typhle (broad-nosed pipefish), 3630 nucleotides. RefSeq names its product cytochrome b5 reductase 4. The transcript has 15 exons. Gene Ontology annotation, cellular component: endoplasmic reticulum. Bases 464 to 2017 code for a protein of 517 amino acids. Gene Ontology annotation, biological process: generation of precursor metabolites and energy; superoxide metabolic process. NCBI's taxonomy places the organism in Eukaryota, Metazoa, Chordata, Actinopteri, Syngnathiformes, Syngnathidae. Gene Ontology annotation, molecular function: heme binding; oxidoreductase activity. The record is from RefSeq and is a predicted model, not a curated record.